Messenger RNA from Cuscuta epithymum, 1119 nucleotides. NCBI's taxonomy places the organism in Eukaryota, Viridiplantae, Streptophyta, Magnoliopsida, Solanales, Convolvulaceae. The record is from the annotation of a GenBank genome assembly.
GGAAAAUAUGCUUACGAAAUUUAAUUAAGACAUGUCCUGGGAAGUAGUUCAUGAGGCGGAGUUGGGAGUGAGACGUGUGUGUGUGUAUAAAGUACGUAUAGGGUGCAGGUGGGCAUAUGAUAAUUAAAUGGGAGGUGGAGGUGUGGAGCAGCAAAAACGGCCUCACGCCGUAAUGAUUCCAUACCCAUACCAAGGCCACGUCACCCCCUUCGUCUACCUCGCCAUCAAACUCGCCUCCACCGCCGGUUUCACCGUGACCUUCGUCAACACCCAGCACGUCCACUCCCAAAUCUCCAAGUCCGGCGGCGGCGGCGGCGACUGGACAUCCGGGCUGGACAUCCGGUACGUCACCGUCUCGGACGGGUUCCCGUUGGGGUUUGACCGGUCGUUGAACCACGACCAGUUCAAGGAGGGCCUUCUCCACGUCUUCUCUGCGCACGUGGAUGAGGUGGUCGGGGACCUGGCCCGCUCCGCCGACCCGCCGGUGACGUGCUUGAUCGCCGACACCUUCUUCACCUGGACGUCCGUGAUCGCCGGCAAGUACGACCUGGUGAAUGUGUCGUUCUGGACGGAGCCGGCCCUGGUUUUGUGUCUCUACUAUCACUUGGACUUGCUCCACAAAAAUGGCCAUUUCGCCGCUGCUCAACAUCAAGAGAGGAAUUGCAAAGGAAAGGACAUGAUAGAGUACAUACCGGGUGUGAAGGCAAUAGAACCAAGGGACCUGAUGUCAUACCUUCAAUCCACUGACACGUCGACGGUGAUGCACCGAAUCAUUUCCAAGGCCUUCGCCGACGUCAAGAAAGCAGACAUCAUCAUCUGCAACACCGUCCAAGAGCUCGAGCCCGACGCUGUGGGUGCCCUCAGCGCAGCCCAGCCCACCUACUCCAUCGGCCCCGUUUUCCCCACAACCCCAAUCACCACCAGCCUCCUCUUCCAGUCCGACUGCUCCCACUGGCUCGACUCCAAACCCCCCGCAUCUGUCCUCUACGUUUCCUUCGGCAGCUACGCCCACACCAGCGAGGCUGACAUCCUAGAGAUCGCCCACGGCCUCAUCCUCAGCGGGGCCCACUUCCUCUGGGUUCUUCGGCCCGACAUCGUCAGCUCCGACCGACCCCUCCC